GGUGUCUGUCCGUGCGACCCACAACGUGACAACGUUGUGAACCUUCGUUUACAGUUUACACUGUGCGAAAGUGUAUUUAAACGAAGUGGAUUAGCGUCGUUGAUGUGUUUGUAUCAUUAACAAGUUUUGUAUGGACGAAACAGAUGCUUCUCCGAUUAUUAAAACUAUUUUAAGACAUAAAUGUAGUAGAUUUUUUGCAAGAAUACAUUUAUUUUGCUAUUGAGCUUAUAGUGGAAUACGUUUGAAAGCUACAGUGACUGCAGAUACUGACUGAAAAUCUGCGCUGGUUACAAAAGUCAAGAAAUAUGGACCAGACAGCAUAUGUCAGUGGUACUACAUAUUGUGCCCAUAUGGGAACAUCAUAGGAAUUGUACCAGCUCAAAUUAUUUAUGAAGGUUCAUUUCAUGACUCCUCAUAUUGUCAGUUGACAGGUCAUGAACAUGGUGAGGCCAUCAAAGGUAUCCCACCAGGUAGCACGUGCUGUACCUGGUUUGCAUCUGAUGUGUUCUGUAACAAACCAACAGUCUCAUUCAGUUUCUGCAAACCCUGUGACAUCAGCCAAAGAUAAUAAGAGAAAUAACAUUGCAUGUUCUACUGAUCCUCUUUAUGGAACUAUUCUCAACAGCAGCAGUUCUGUUAACAGCGCCAUAGGAGACAGUGAUGUUGAACUUCCAUUAAUUAUGGCUAAUUUGAAGUUACGUGAUGUUGGAAGUGAAGUACCAGAUGCUGUAAUCGUGGAAAAUAUGGACUCUCAAAGAAGGAUCACCAGAAGCUGUUCAAAGCCAACUGAUUUUGCUACACAGAACAGACGAUGCAGUUUGAAACCAGCCAAAAUGGAUGUGGCAGAUAUUGAGAGUUAUUAUUUGAAUAAGAAAUUUCAGAAACCACUUGCGAGACACCUGGAAACUAUAUAUGAGGAGCCAGUAAUUAGAAAAAAUGGUUCAUGUUGCAUUCUUGGGCCUAAGAAACCAAGAAAAAUAAUAUUUACAGGGAUAUCUAAAGCCAAAGAAAAGAAGAGGAAAGCAAAUAUUAAAAAACUGAGUAGAAACUUUGCGUCUAGAAGGGCCAGUUUCUCAGCAGAUGAUUUUUUAAUGCAUUUAACUGGCAUAAUGUUGGAAGAUGUGAGCAAGACUGACAUGUGACCUUGAAAUAUUAGUAGCUGAAAUGUAAACAGGAAUAAAGUUCAAAAUCAAUUUAAGGAUAGAUUGAGAAGAAGCAUGGACCUGUGCAUGUAUCUCACAAAAAUAUGAACAACACUUAUUUCCUGUAGCGCCAAAGUGCUACCAAAUUUGUCAUGUACCAAACUGUUUCAUCUAGUGUUCAGAAGAGUUCCCUGAAGAAAGUGAAUGGACAGACUGCUGUUUGUAACAACAGACUUCAGAGGCAGAAAUCAUAGACGUGUGAUGAUUCGUUUGAAAAAUCCUUGAAGAUGACGUCAACUGUAUCAGUGUCAGAAAUCAAUUUGUUAAGUGGCUUAAUGUUAAAAACUUCUUGUGUGGUCUAGUGUUUCAGACCACCAUAAAUUUGAACAUAUUAAAUUCUAGCUGAAUUUGCUGGGUAAAUGUCUGCUAGUAAUCCUAGUACUUGCGUAAUUGUAAUUACCAUAAUAAUGAGGAAUUUUUCAGAUGCCAUAAGCUGAAAUACAUUGAAAGUAACACCUAAAAUUAAAAUAUUGGUGUUGUAUAUUACUGUACAAAUCAACUGGUUCUUCAAAUAUGUAUACAUUCACUAUUUUCACCAAUUUGGGAUUUCUUUGUUGAAAAAAUUAUUCAUUUUUCUUACAGAUCAUCGCUGUGUGAAUUUUAUGUUUGAGUUCUUUAACAUAUGUUACAUAGGCACCAAUAACUUCUUUAAAAAUGGACAGUAAAUCAUAUGAAUCUAUGGUUUCCAAGCUAUUAGGCUGUUGUGUUAUAACAUGCUCGAUCAUUAUUCCCAAGUACUCUUGAGCAUAUUAAUAAAACUAUUGGUUUGAGAAACAGGAAAGCUGCUGUGGAUGUUUGAAUUAAGGGUAUACAAAUUGAUUCAACAUAUUUGUCCAUAAAUUAUGUAUUUCAGUGCUCAGUUUUGUGUAUGUAAGGUUCUGUGGUAUCCUUCACUCUUCUGUCUAAAAGCACAAAAUCAGUUUAGUGGUAGGAAAAGUUGAUAGGUAGAAGUGUAUUAAUGCAGAAAACAUUCCUUAUUGUACAGAAGUAUAAUGGAAUGAAGAAAUAAGUGUUGGGCUUAAGAAAUUAGUGUUACAGUUGUUAAGUUACUUAUGUUCUUUAAAUGAAGUGUUGGAGAGAUUUACAGUUGGUUGCCACUUGUGACUGUGUGCUUUUUCUUUGAUGAGAGCGCUGUUAGAUUUUGCGCAUGUCUCUCUGUAUCGCAGAAAACAUUCCAAGAACUAACUAUCCAUCCAGUUCUAACAGUUGCAGCCCCAUUGUCCCAUCAACAGAAAAUUAAUAAAAUGGUUUAAUUGUUAA
Messenger RNA from Schistocerca serialis cubense, 2462 nucleotides. RefSeq lists its product as uncharacterized. The transcript is spliced from 4 exons. The coding region runs from base 435 to 1142 and encodes 235 amino acids. Lineage: Eukaryota; Metazoa; Arthropoda; Insecta; Orthoptera; Acrididae. The record is from RefSeq and is a predicted model, not a curated record.